Messenger RNA from Haemonchus placei, 1809 nucleotides. The record is from the annotation of a GenBank genome assembly. NCBI's taxonomy places the organism in Eukaryota, Metazoa, Nematoda, Chromadorea, Rhabditida, Trichostrongylidae.
AUGUUUUUUAUAAGAAGCUCUUACAGUAUCUCACCAUGGCAUGACAAAUGACUUCCUUGAAUCUCUACACACCUGGUCGAGGUUUGUUCAGCACACAUGUCACAUGGGAAGAUCUUGAACACGACUUGCAGCGUGGAUUGAACACCACCUCAUCUUUCGGAACAGAAAAAUCAGUUAAAGACAUUGGAGAGGGGAAUGGAUUUAUGUCAAAAAUUCUACUCAUUGAACCUGAUUGGCAACCUAAGGACGAUAAACUACCGGCAAAGUUUCUAGUGAAGAUUCUACGUUACAAAGCUGUUAUCGAAGCAUAUUCCCUCAACGUACCAAUGGAGGAAAGGGAAGAAUUCAGCAAAAAACCCUUCGAUAAUGUUUAUUAUAGAAUGUUCAAGCAAGAGGUGCAAGAACAUAUUGUACAGCUGUUCGCUUCAGUCGAAGAUGGAAAAUUGGUCGACAGUGUCAAGCGCUUAAAGGAACUCAUUCCAGAUAUCGUUGAUUUGGAAUGGGCCGAAAAUCUGGCCGAUGAACUUGAUCUCAUGUCUCUGAAUCUGUACACACCAGCGGACGGUCUUUAUCGCACCCAUGUCACUUGGGAAGACAUUGAAGAGGAUAUGCAACGGGAGUUCGACACGGUCGCCUCAUUUGGACCGAACAAGAUCGCCAAGGACAUAGGAGAAAACAAUGGAUUUAUGUCGAAAAUGCUACUUAUCGAACCAGAUUGGCAGCAUAAGGAUAAGAAACUGCCGGAGAAAUUUCUUGUAAAGAUUCUCACCCAACUUGCCAUGCAAAAAAUUUCUGCUGAGAUGUGUGAAAAGCAUGAAAUUGAGAACACUUUCACUGAUCCAAAACUGAUGGCAGACCUGGAAGUGAUGCAGAAAAUGUGUCACAACGCCGAAGUAAAAACUUACAAUCAUCUGAUGAAGCUUCCUAAGGAGAAGAUGCGCAUUCCAAAGAUCUACUAUAUGAAGAUGUUCACAGAAUGGAACCCAGUCAAAGGAUACAUAAUUAUGGAAUAUCUGGAAAACCUCAAAUCUGUGCCCGUAUAUGAAAACGUAACUCCAGAGGAAGUGAAACAGGUUCUUCGACACAAAGCCGUAAUGGAGGCCAGUUCACUAGAAGUGUCAUCUGAUGUACGAAAUGAAUACAUAUCCCCAUUUAAAACGAUUUUCGGAGCGAUAUUCAAGAAAGAGGUGCUGGAUCAAAUACUUACGAUGUUCACAUUCUUCGGUGAUGGAAAUUUGGAAGAAAAAGGAGAUCGAUUAAGUAGCAUCAUUUCUGACAUGGUUGAUCUCGAGUGGGUGGACAACAUGACCAAACAGUUCGGGAUGGAAAGCGUCCUCUGUCACGGUGACUUAUGGUCCAAUAAUCUCCUGUGGAGACAGAAAGGGGACCAUCUUGAAAUGGCUGCUGUUAUAGACUAUCAGACAGUUCAUUACGGUUGUGCAGCUACCGACCUUGUACGGCUACUAUGCUCAUGCUUAAGCGGGCAGGAUCGACGAGCUUAUUGGGAACCACUUUUGGGAGAAUUUUAUGGUUACCUUAAAGAAGAAGUGGGCGGUAGGAAGAUGCCAUACACUCUUGAACAGCUGAAAGAAGCCUACCGUCAAUAUAUGCCGAUAGGUGGAUUCAUGAUUGUGCCCGGGAUAGGGGCACUAUUCGAAAUACUAUCGAAAACGUCCGAUGAGGAAACAAAGAAAAAGGGUAUGGUUGCAGCUAUUGAAAAAACCGAGGCUCUCCUCGACGAUAUCUUCUUCUUCCAUCAACGGAAUAUGGAACUCAGAAAACAAGAAAAAGCUCAAUAAAAAUGCUUGA